AUGGCAGAAUUAUCAUUGGCAAGAUUAACAGAGGAAAGAAAAACAUGGAGAAAAGAUCAUCCUGUUGGAUUCUUUGCAAGACCAGAGAAUAAUCCCGAUGGUUCAGCUAAUCUAUAUAAAUGGCUUUGUGGUAUUCCUGGUAAAGAAGGUACUCCAUGGGAAGGAGGUGUCUACCCAUUGUCGAUUCAAUUCAGUAGCGAAUAUCCAAGUAAACCACCAAGAUGUUCUUUGCCACCAAACUUUUUCCAUCCAAAUGUAUUCCCAAAUGGAGAUAUCUGUCUCUCUAUCAUUAAUGAGAGUGGUUGGAAGCCAUCUAUUAGUGUUAAACAAAUUGUAUUGGGUGUUCAAGAAUUACUAGAUACACCAAACACAAAGAGUCCAGCAUCAAAUGCAUACAAGAUUUACGAAAAAGACAGAGUUGAUUAUAAUAAAAAAGUUAAAGAACAAGCAAAGAGAUACCCUCCACAAUUAUAA
Heterostelium album PN500 is the source of this 474-nucleotide messenger RNA. Its product is annotated as ubiquitin-conjugating enzyme E2. The coding region runs from base 1 to 474 and encodes 157 amino acids. The record is from RefSeq and is a predicted model, not a curated record. Gene Ontology annotation, biological process: protein sumoylation. Gene Ontology annotation, molecular function: SUMO conjugating enzyme activity. Gene Ontology annotation, cellular component: nucleus. The transcript has 5 exons. Lineage: Eukaryota; Evosea; Eumycetozoa; Acytosteliales; Acytosteliaceae.